Molecule: messenger RNA, 713 nt
Organism: Lactuca virosa
Lineage: Eukaryota; Viridiplantae; Streptophyta; Magnoliopsida; Asterales; Asteraceae
Source: the annotation of a GenBank genome assembly
AUGAUUGAAGAUCGAGACAAGAUGGGUGAAAUUUGUUGGUAUAUAACACUCAUCCAUGGACGCUCAAAACCCUUUUCACCACUCUCGACCAUCUCUAUAACUGCACUAAAUUUAAGAACAAGAAGUUAUGGCAUCAAAGUUGAAUGUCUUACGUUCAAAGAAAAAUGUCAGCAGUUAUCAAAUCAGCUACUUUACACUCGUCUUGCCAGUAUUCCAAGUCGCUAUGAUGCAUUCUGGAAAGAGCUUGAGUAUGUGAAGCAACUGGUAAAGACAAGGCAUGAGCUUAAAACUGAAGAUAUGGGAAUUGCUGCUCUUUUUGGGUUGGAAUGUUUUGCUUGGUAUUGUGCUGGAGAGAUUGUGGGAAGAGGAUUUACUAUUACUGGUUACUAUGUUUAAAUCCAUUUCCUGCAAUCAACGUUAGCUUUUUUGCCUAUGCUUUGCUUUUUCAGGAUAUAAUAAGAUAGUCUACUUAGAAAUACAGUUUUUCAUAUUUUAUAUGACAACUUAGGGGCGAUAAUCACUGCCCAAAUAAAUUCAAAAGAUUCUUACUUUAAGUUUUGUGGUGUGGAGCACAUAGUUUGUGUGUUUAUGUGUGUGUGUGUGAAAAUGAAGGGCAAUGUCAUUGGCAACUACUACUCACAUCUGUAAUAACAUUGUAACCAAAAUCUAGUUUUCUCAGGAUGUGACAUGACACUGGUUAAAUGCUUAUUGAU